Messenger RNA from Trichobilharzia szidati, 237 nucleotides. NCBI's taxonomy places the organism in Eukaryota, Metazoa, Platyhelminthes, Trematoda, Strigeidida, Schistosomatidae. The record is from the annotation of a GenBank genome assembly.
AUGUUGGGAAAGCAUCAAACAGAAGAGGAUGUACAGAAUUCAUUUGCACCAUACGGGCAAAUUGAAAAGUGUACUAUCCAACGAGAUCAGAAUGGAAUGAGUAAAGGCUGUGCUUUUAUUAAAUUCUCAACGAAUACAGAAGCGAUAAACGCUAUCGAUCAUUUGCAUAACAGUCAAACUAUGCAAGGUGCAUCUACUCCAUUGGUUGUAAAAUUUACACCCCAUGAGGAUUUGUGA